Messenger RNA from Daldinia childiae, 705 nucleotides. RefSeq names its product H/ACA ribonucleoprotein complex subunit 2. The transcript is spliced from 2 exons. Gene Ontology annotation, molecular function: box H/ACA snoRNA binding. Gene Ontology annotation, biological process: snRNA pseudouridine synthesis; ribosome biogenesis; rRNA pseudouridine synthesis. The coding region runs from base 1 to 705 and encodes 234 amino acids. Gene Ontology annotation, cellular component: box H/ACA snoRNP complex; nucleolus. The record is from RefSeq and is a predicted model, not a curated record. NCBI's taxonomy places the organism in Eukaryota, Fungi, Ascomycota, Sordariomycetes, Xylariales, Hypoxylaceae.
AUGGGGUCGACGAAGCCAGAGAAGGAGAAGAAGGAAAAGAAGGACAAGAAGCGCAGCGAGGCUGACGGCGUGACAAAGUCUAAGAAAGACAAGAAGGACAAGAAAGAUAAGAAAGAGAAGCUUAAGACUGUCGUCAAUGCUGCCCUCGACGACCAAUCAGAAGUUGACACCUCGGCGUCUGUCACCGUCGUGAAGGAUGGCGAGGAGAAGGUUGCUAAGGUCCUGGCUCCCGUAGUGGGUGCUUUGGUACCCUUUGCGAAGCCAUUGGCGGACGAGAAAGGCACCAAGAAGAUUAUGAAGACCGUGCGGAAAGCUGCGAAGCACAAGACCCUUAAGCGUGGCGUGAAGGAAGUUGUCAAGUCGCUGCGCAAGUCUCCUGCUAGCGGACCAGGCAACACCUCAUUCCCGGGCGUCGUUAUCCUGGCCGGCGACAUCAGCCCUAUGGAUGUUAUUAGCCAUAUCCCCGUGCUGUGUGAGGACGUCAACGUGCCGUAUAUCUUCGUCACGUCGCGUGCCGAGCUAGGCGCCGCCGGCAGCACCAAGCGACCCACCAGUGUUGUCAUGGUCACCGAGAAGCGGACCGGAGGCAAGAAGGACAAGGCCGACGAGAAGAUAGCCGAGGAGGAUGUUGAGGACUUCGCCGAGGCGUACAAGGACCUGGUCAAGCUAGUCGAGAAGGAGAGCAAGCAACUCAAGCUCACGUAG